Molecule: messenger RNA, 1191 nt
Organism: Gorilla gorilla gorilla (western lowland gorilla)
Lineage: Eukaryota; Metazoa; Chordata; Mammalia; Primates; Hominidae
Gene: POLR3H
Product: RNA polymerase III subunit H
Exons: 7
Coding region: 58-750 (230 amino acids)
Biological process (GO): DNA-templated transcription; transcription initiation at RNA polymerase III promoter
Cellular component (GO): RNA polymerase III complex
Molecular function (GO): DNA-directed RNA polymerase activity; DNA binding
Source: RefSeq, a predicted model, not a curated record
CUCGAGGUGGGGAGGGGGGUGGACAGAGGCUUCUUAUUGGUGGGUUUUCCGGAAGCGAUGGAUUCGGAAUCUCGCCCGCAGUCGCGCAAGCGCGAGCGGCUGUGUGCGGUGCGCGAGCCCCCAGCGCAGGCCGGGAUGUUCGUCCUGGUGGAGAUGGUGGACACCGUCCGGAUCCCCCCUUGGCAGUUUGAGAGGAAGCUCAACGACUCCAUUGCCGAGGAGCUGAACAAGAAGUUGGCCAACAAGGUCGUGUACAACGUGGGACUCUGCAUUUGUCUGUUUGAUAUCACCAAACUGGAGGAUGCCUAUGUAUUCCCUGGGGAUGGCGCAUCACACACCAAAGUCCAUUUUCGCUGCGUGGUGUUUCAUCCAUUCCUAGAUGAGAUUCUCAUUGGGAAGAUCAAAGGCUGCAGCCCAGAAGGAGUGCACGUCUCUCUAGGCUUCUUCGAUGACAUUCUCAUCCCCCCAGAGUCACUGCAGCAGCCAGCCAAGUUCGACGAAGCGGAGCAGGUGUGGGUGUGGGAGUACGAGACGGAGGAAGGAGCGCACGACCUCUACAUGGACACCGGCGAGGAGAUCCGCUUCCGGGUGGUGGACGAGAGCUUUGUUGACACGUCCCCCACAGGGCCCAGCUCAGCAGAUGCCACCACUUCCAGUGAGGAGCUGCCAAAGAAGGAGGCUCCGUACACGCUUGUGGGAUCCAUCAGUGAGCCAGGCCUGGGCCUUCUCUCCUGGUGGACCAGCAACUAGCCCUGGGGCUGGACAGUGGACCCUAGCAGCCUGCGGGAAGGUGGUACGGCCGGCUGUGAAGACAACAGCAGCUGAGGCUGAUGCUAAGGAGAUAGUGUCUCGAGCUGGACAGUGAGGCAAGGCCAGGAGUGCCCACCAGCUUGCCCCGCUCCUCCACCAUCUAGGCCCUGCUCCUCCUUCACUGCAGUGAUGGAUCCAUCUGUGGCUGUGGCUGUUGGGCCUCCACUGACCUUGACUGAAAAGACCCUUCCUGGACCCUGGACUUGACAACAAAUGGCAUAGACACCAAUCACUCACAGAAUAGUCACUGGUUUUGGAUUCUUGUUUUCCUUGCAAGAACAAAAGGUUCUCUAGAAUCCUUCAGCCACCAAUGAAAUGAUCAGGCAGGAGAAAAACUUGAGAUGGGAGUCUUGUCAUCAAAAAUAAAUACAGUUGCAUGGA